This is a messenger RNA of Suillus fuscotomentosus, 1464 nucleotides long. RefSeq lists its product as uncharacterized. Lineage: Eukaryota; Fungi; Basidiomycota; Agaricomycetes; Boletales; Suillaceae. Gene Ontology annotation, biological process: positive regulation of transcription by RNA polymerase II; DNA damage checkpoint signaling. Gene Ontology annotation, cellular component: nucleus. Gene Ontology annotation, molecular function: histone binding. The transcript is spliced from 3 exons. The coding region runs from base 1 to 1464 and encodes 487 amino acids. The record is from RefSeq and is a predicted model, not a curated record.
AUGGACGUUGGCCCCGCUCCUGCUGAGAUUAAAGCACCUUCAUCGCGGAAGCGGAGACGCAUUGAAGAUGUCAAGCCUGUUCGUGUCCCGUCGAAGGCGUCUAUUCGUAGUAAAGCCGCUGACACCCCUGCGCCGGCUACACGAGUUGGAAAACGGCUUCGUCACACUGUUUCUACAGGCCGCGCCCUUGCAGCUCAGCCCGCCACUCGCGUGUUCGCAUUGUGGAGGCAAGAUGGUCAUUAUUAUGCAGGCACCGUCCACUCGUUACAGACCGGUACUAAAUAUCUCAUCAAAUUUGACGAUGAGACGGAGGACCAUGUGGAUGUCGCUAUGCUCCGUCGGUGUGAACUGCGAGUCGGAGAUGGAGUGAUCCUUUGCCACGGUAAUCUUCGCGGUACUGUGGUAGGUAUCAGUCGGAUGCAAUCAGGAUCCGUCAGUGUCGAAGUUGAUGAUGGUUCUGACACCAUAAGCUCAGACUACGCCAUUUCGGACCUCCGGAUCGCCUCAAGAGUUAUCCAGUCUCAUUGGAAAGAUCGCACUCUUACUGCAGAUUCCAUCGUCACAAUCAUUCGACCGAAGUCUCUACGUACUACGCCCUCACCUUCCGGAAUGUCCUUGAUGAGUACCACCUCACUCAAGCAUAAGAAGCCAUUCGCGAGGACCGGUUUCGUCGUGACGCUCACCGUUCGCACCAAGCACCCUGAGAAAAUGAAGGACAGCGUGAUGCUAGCUAUCAAGCACAAUGGAGGCACAGUCAUUGACGACUGGUCAAGCAUUUUCCCAAUGGAGGGUACUCAUAGCCAGUCAAAUAAACGCUGGAUAGCUUCCCAGGAAAACUUCAAGUUCAAGCCGACGAAGCCCGAGUUCGAGGGUUUGGAACGUGUAUUCCUCCUAGCCGACGAUUACAACCAGAAGCCGAAAUUUCUGGUGGCUCUCGCUCUUGGGAUACCAUGUCUGUCUAAUGAGUGGAUACGAGAUGAUUAUCUAGACAAACAAACAUCACCGGACUGGCAACCCGCACUGCUUCCUGCUGGGUUUUCAGAGUCAUUGAGUGCUCGGGUAUCUCAACUUGUUGACCUAGACUGGGGUAACUGCAAGGAGCACUUGACUGAUAUCAUGUCGAAUACGGUAGCAUCCAAGUUGUUUUCUGGCAAGACUGUACUGUGCCUCGGCUCUGAUCUCGUGCCCUUACCGUCACGCGGGGGGAGAAAGGGUGGUCCCGAUGCUACGCAAGACGCGAGCCGAGUCGUUCCUUGGAUUAUGAUUUGCAUGGGAGCUUCUCGGGUGGAAGCUGCGACUGAGGUCAAAUUUGCAUCCAGAGAUCUUCCUGCAUAUGACUAUGUUGUCGUCAAAGAAGCCACGGAUUUCCCCGAGGACCUUCAGGACGACGUAACGCUCGUUCACGUUCCAUGGGUGAAGGAUUGUCUUAUUUCAGGCCGGCUUUUAGCCUUGCCCAGUCGUUGA